This is a messenger RNA of Neltuma alba, 5156 nucleotides long. RefSeq lists its product as uncharacterized. Gene Ontology annotation, biological process: defense response. NCBI's taxonomy places the organism in Eukaryota, Viridiplantae, Streptophyta, Magnoliopsida, Fabales, Fabaceae. The transcript is spliced from 10 exons. The coding region runs from base 248 to 5152 and encodes 1634 amino acids. The record is from RefSeq and is a predicted model, not a curated record. Gene Ontology annotation, molecular function: ADP binding.
AAGGAAGGAAAUAGAGCGUAGAUUUCGAGCAUUUAAUCUUGGUCAUUCAGUUGGAGACAUUUCUAAUCGUUUAGUUGGAGACGUUCAAUCAAAGGUAGAUAAAAUUAUAUCCCUUUCAAAAAUAGGCUCGGAUGAGGUAUGCGUUGUAGGGAUAUGUGGCACGGGUGGCCUGGGCAAGACAACUCUUGCUCGAGUUCUUUACAAGGCAGUCUAUCGCAAAUUUGACGCUAGCUGUUUUCUGAGCAACAUGAGGGAGGUUUCUAAAAGGCACGACUUAGCUUCCAUACAAAAGAUGCUUCUUCUUAAUCUUGGACUGAUUGCACAAGAUAUAGAUGAUCCUUGUGAGGGAUCAGGGAUAAUACGACGUCUUUUAUGCAAUAAAAAGGUUCUUAUUAUCCUCGAUGGUGUAAAUGACAAAAGCCAACUAGAAAAUUUAGCUGGGAGUUUAGUAUGGUUUGGGCGCGGGAGCAAAAUAAUAAUAACUACUAGAGAUGAAGGCUUGUUGACAAUAGUGGAUGGACGGUGUGAAAUAUAUAAAGUUGGAACAUUAGAUCCAGAUGAAUCCUUUGAGCUCUUCUGUCAGAGAGCAUUUGAAAAGAAUGAGCCUGAACAAGGUUAUUGGGACUUAUCAAAAGAAAUAAUUCAAUGCGUCGGUGGAGUUCCUUUGGCACUUGAAUUCUUCAGCUCCUUUGUUUCCAACGGAUCCCAAUCUGAAUUGAGAAACGUAUUACAUCAAUACAGGAAACUUUUACCUGUGGACAUCUUUGAUAUACUUCGCAUUAGUUACCAUGGACUGGAAGAGAAGUGCAAGAUGAUAUUUUUAGAUAUUGCCUGUUUUUUCAAUGGGAGGACAAAAUUUGAAGUGACAGAUAUAUUGAAAAUAUGCUAUAACCGUUCAAUAUAUGAUGAAAUCGAAGUUCUUAUUGCAAAAUCAUUGCUAAUUUCCACCGAAUUAAAUUCAAAUUCAAGAUAUAAUGCAGAACGUGAAGAUCUGCAAGAUAGGAUCCAAAAGAUGAGAAGCGAUAUUUUCUUGCCAACAUCUAUGUAUCAUAAAUUGAUUGAUGAGGCUUCACGAGGAUCCCUGCGUAUGUUUUAUUUUGUUGAAGAGAUGGGAAGGAACAUUGUUUAUGAUGAAUCUCCAAGUGAUCCUGGUAGUCGCAGCAGAUUGUGGCAUAUAGAGGACAUUGAUCGUGUGUUGAAAAGAAAUGAGGGAACGGAAUACAUCCAGAGUAUAGUAGUUUGGGAUCUAAAUCACGCAUUUGAAGUAAAAUGGCACCCAGAGUGCUUCUCAAAGAUGCAGAAUCUUAGGUUACUUGACUUAAGCAGUGUUCAUCUUGCCCAUAAUCUCAAUCAUCUUCCACGUGCAUUGAAAUUUCUAAGAUGGGAUUUUUAUGCUUUGAAACAUCUACCAUCAAUUGAUCUACUACAUGAUCUUGAAAGCCUUCAAUUGCGUAGCAGCAACAUCAGGAGACUCUGGAAUGGAGCGCCGGAAUUGAAUAAGCUGAGAACCAUUGAUCUAAGCAAUUCUUAUUAUCUAAGAGAAACUCCAGAUUUCAGUGGAACUCCAAACCUUGAAAAGUUGUUUUUCAAUGAUUGCGAAAGCGUUAUUCACAUUCAUGAAUCUGUUGGACAACUGAAGAAACUAGUUGAGUUGAGUUUGAGACGUUGUACAAAUCUUAAAUCUCUUCCAACUCCCUUGGAUAUGGAUAAUCUGGAGGUUUUUAUUCUGGAUGGAUGUUUCAACCUUGAGAAGCUCCCUGAAUUUAGUAAAGGAAUGAGAAGGCUAUACUUCUUGGAUGUGAGGAGCACUAAGAUCACCGAGAUUCCCUCAUCCAUAAUUAAUUUAGAAAAUCUGAAAUAUUUGGACUUGAGUUGGUGCUGGGAACUUCAGUCAAUACCGGAGCUUCCUCCAAACUCAAUUAUUCGUGCAGAAACGGGAUCCACAUUAGAUCUACAACAUCUCGUUGAAUUGCGUGUCUCUAAGCAUCCCAUUCACCUUGUUAUUGACUCGAAAGUGAAGGAAGUAAUCCCGCCGUGGUUUGAACAACAGGAACAUCGUUAUAGUAAGGAUGCCUCGGGUGAAGUAGUAACCAUAACAGCAGACGUAGCUAGUGAUGACUUGGCAAAUUCUGAGGGAAUUGCUGUGUACAUUAUCUUCGAAUGCUUAUCUGAUGAGGAAGCAUGGACAGGUUUCGCUAUAAAUUGGAAGUUCGAAGAUGACCCCCAUAAUACCAAUGAUAAGAAAAAAGGUGGUCGACCACAGCAUCGAGCACGUGCAGAUGCAAGCAGCCAAGUUGAUUCAACAGCUAAGAUUAAGUGUCGAGUUUACAGAGGAUUUUUUCCCAUUGAUAAGGAGAAGUGCCGACAGCAUCCAAGUGGUGUGGGCAGCCAAGUCGAUUUAACACUUUGUUUCCCAACAACGAAUAUUGGGAAAGUGAUUAUUCAUUCUGAGGAAACAAGUUUUGGGGACUUUGAAAUAGUGGAUUGUGGGUGGCGGUUGGUGUGUAAGCGAGAUUUGGAUGCAAGUAGCGCAAGCAUCAGGCAUGAAGUAGAAAUCGCUGAAUGUUGGCAGCCAAAAAAACAAAAAGAAAUUGUUGAAGACAUUCCAGCGCAGGGGGAAGAAAUUGCUGAGGACAGUGCAAAAUUGGUAGGAAAGAAAUUAGAUGAUGAGAUACCAUCUAAUUUUGAACAUUUAGUUGGAGACACUCAAUCAAAGGUCGAUGAGAUAAUCUCCCUUUUAAAGAUGGAAUUGGAUAAUGAUCCACGCUUCAUAAGGAUAUCGGGCGAGAGUGGCAUAGGAAAGACAACUCUUGCUCGACUUGUUUAUGAUGCAAUCCAAAGCAAAUUUGAUGCUACUUGUUUUCUUGAAAAUGUAAGGGAGGAUUCAGAAAGGUUUGGCAUAGUUUCCUUACAAAAGAAGCUUCUUUCAGAGCUUGGAUUAGGAGAACGCGAUGUAAGUGAUUUUUCUGAAGGUGCAAAGAUAAUAAGAAAAUUUUUAUGCCACAAAAAGGUUCUUAUUAUUCUCGAUGAUGUCAGUGAAAAAAGCCAACUAGAAAAUUUAGCAGGAAAUAAGGAAUGGUUUGGUGCAGGGAGUAAAAUAGUAAUAAUUACUACGGGGAACAUGUCGACAUUGGAUGAACAGCCUGAAGAGUGUCAAGUUGGAAGAUUACGUCCUGAUGAAUCCCUUCAGCUCUUACAUCAGGAAGCUUUUAAAAAGGAUAAGCCCGAACAAGUUUAUUUGGAUUUGUCAGAAGAAUUAGUUAAAUAUGUAUGUGGACUUCCUUUGGUACUUAAAGUCUUGGGGUCAUUUCUUUUCCAAAAAAAAGAAUAUGAAUGGAGAAAUGCAUCAGAAAGGUUGAGGCAAAAUUCACCCAUUGAUAUCUCUAGUGCACUUCGCAUAAGUUAUGAUGAAUUAGAAGAUGAAGAGUGCAAACGAAUAUUUUUAGAUAUUGCAUGUUUUUUUAACAGGGAGGUCAAAUUCAAGGUGAUAAAUAUGUUGGAAUCAUUAUGUGGUCCUCAUUCAGUGAGUGGAAUUAAAGUUCUAAUUGAAAAAUCUAUGCUGAAUUUCAUUCAUUCAAAUUCAGAUAUAAGGCAAACUGCAAAAGAAGAUCAGGAUAUGCUUGAUAAGGUUCAAAAGAUGAGAAGGGAUAUUUUUUUGCCUACACAUUUGUAUGAUUGGUUGCUGCAAGAGGCUUCAAAAGAAUAUCUAUAUAUGCAUGAUUUGCUUCAGACGAUGGGAAGGGAGAUCAUUUAUCAAGAAUCUCCAAAUGCUGGCAGACGUAGUCGAUUGUGGUCACGAGAUGAUAUUGAUAAUGUAUUGAAAGAAAAUGAGGGAACCGGAAACGUUCAAAGUAUAGUUUUGUAUAUACAACAACAUUUUGACGCAGAGUGGCACCCUGAUUGUUUUUCAAACAUGCAAAAUCUUACAUUACUCGAGUUGAGUAAGGCGCAUCUUACACGUAAUCUCAAUUCUCUUCCAAGUGCGUUGAAAAUUAUGAGAUGGGAUUAUUAUGAUUUGGAAUCUCUGCCACCGGUUGAUCAAUCACGUGAUCUUGAAAGCCUUCAAUUGCGCUGUAGCAAAAUCACAAGACUCUGGGAGGGAGCACCGGAAUUGCAUAAGCUGAGGACCAUUGAUCUGAGCCAUUCUGAUGAUCUAAGGGAAACUCCAGAUUUCAGUGGAACUCCAAAUCUUGAAGAGCUGCUGCUCAAUGGAUGCAGAAAGCUAGUCAAGGUUCAUGAAUCUGCUGGACAAUUGAAGAAUCUGGUUAAGUUGACUUUGAAAGAGUGUAGAAGACUUGAAAUUCUUCCCACUAAAUUGGAAACGGAUAAGCUAGCGGAGUUUAUACUAAAUGGAUGCUUAAAGCUUGAGAAACUCCCCGAGUUUAGUGAAAAUAUGGGAAGUCUAUAUUUCGUUGAUGUGAAGGGCACUGAUAUCACCGAAAUUCCUCAGUCCAUAAUUCACUUGACAAUUCUCAAAUACUUAGACUUGACAUAUUGCAGCAGACUGAAGUCAAUGCCCGAGCUCCCUCCAAAUGUAAUUAUAUAUGCAAGCAACUGUGACUUGUUGGAACCCACAUCUGCUCUACGGCAUCUCCAUGCAUCUUGUUCUCCAAAGGGUCCCAUUCACCUUUUCUAUGACUUCCAACUGUGGACAAGAAUCCCGACAUGGUUUGAACGGUGGGAAUAUUGCUGGGGUAAGGAUACCACAGGUGAAUUUGUAACCAUAACAGCAGACUUACCUUCCAACGUUGUUGCAGGUUCUAACAAAGAACGCUGGGGAAUUGCUGUAUGCGUUGUUUUUCAAUUCUUAUCUCAAGCAUGGCUUGGUUUCUCCAUAGACUGGAAGUUCAAAGACUGCCAUCCCAAGAAAACCAAAAUACAUGGUACUCCACUAUAUUAUGUGCAUGAUUGUCGAGUUUAUGUGGGAUUUUAUCCUUUCGACGCAAAUGAUAACUACAGACAAGAUCCAAGUCCAAUAAAAGGUGGCCAACUUGAUUUGACACUCGAUUUUCCAAAAGCCAACAUCAUUAAUGGUCUCCAUGAUUUGAAAAUAAUGGGAUGUGGGUGGCGUCUGGCAUGUAAGAAGGAUUUUGAUGAAUGGAGUGAAAGUAGAGCGCCAUCACCUCCAAGACUUGGCUUCUUUAAUAGGUAAUCAG